AUGUUUUUCAGUGCAGUAAUGAAUGAUUAUUAUAGUACUUAAAUUUGUGAACAAGUAAUAGCUGAAAUAUUUAACAUUGAACAUACAUAAUCAGACGAUUUAAUAACAAAUAUUUUAUUGAUAGAAGAGAGAGCAGCAUUAAUAUAAAUUAGUAUGGUUAGAAAUAGAGGUAAAAUAAUUAAUUCAGAUAAAAGGUUAUUGGCAAAAUAUUUUGACUUUGAUGAAUAGGAAUUUUAAUAAAUAGAUACUAUUAGUGCUUUGAUGCCAUAUUUUUUUGCAGAAAAACAUGACAGAUUACUUUAGGAUUAUUUGUAAUCAGCAAAAUCUAUUUUUUUUGAUGAUUAUAAAUUAGUAUUUGGAAUAUCAAGAGAAGGAUUUUUAGUACCUUAAUAAUUAAAAAUUGAUAAUGAUUUCUCUCUUUUAGAUGAUUAUAUUUUAAUGGGAUGUAUGUCUAAAGUAAAACAUUCAUCAGAUUUUGUUUUAUUUGGAGAAGAUGGUUAUCUAAUUGGUUGUACUUAAAAUUUUUAUGAAAUGUUUUUUACAUUUUAACAAUCAAUAAAUAGAUUUACUUCUGAUAUGAUAUGUCAAAUUAGCAUUUGCAUGUUGUUUCCAAAUAUAUUUGAUUUGCUCAUUGAUUUAAGAAAUAAACUAAAGAGUGACUUAUAAUAUGGAUCACCUGAUAAUUAUUGUAAAAUUUGGAAAUUCUUUAAUAUAAAAGAUAUCUUAGAAGAUGGAUUUAAAUUAUAAUAAUCAUUAAAACAGUUUUCAACUCAAAAUUAUGAAAAAUCUUAAAGUAUUUAAAAAUCAAGGACAAGUUAAGCAUCAUUAGAUUUAAAUAAAACAAGAAUCCUCUAAUAAUAAAUAAUUGAUAAUUAUGAAGUUCAGAAUUCAUUGAAAACUAUUUAAUAUCUAUAUUAAUUACCAUUAUUUAAUGUUGUUGUUUAAAGUUAAAUGGCUGAUAAUAUAAGAAGAUUUGAAGUAAUUAAUUAUAAUAUAUACUUAGGAAAAGUAAAAAUAGUGUUUUAUUAGUAAAGUGCAAUUGUAAUUUAGAAUAAUGGGAAAGAAAGACUAAAGAAAAGGCUAUUUUAUUUUAGAAAUCUUAGAUAUUAGAAGAACUGAUGAUAAUAAAACAAAUGAAUCAAUUGCAAAUAAUUAAUACUCAAAUAAUGCUGUUUCUACAAAUUAUCAUUAAUAAAGUAAUAUGUAUAUUAAAGAUAUUAGCUAAUAUGGAAAAUAGUUAAUCAUAAAUUCAACCUAGUGAAAAUGGAUUAGAAGCACCAUCAGUAGCUGUGGAGGAAAUACGUCCAGAUGUUACAAAAAUAAAUGAAGUUUCAUUAUUAAUCAAAAAGUAUGGAAAUAGAUUGCCAGAAUUAUCAAAUUAUGAAGGUUAAUUGAUUGCUAUAGAAUCUGCAAGAGAUAGUAUGAGUUAUGCACCUAUUUCUCAAAGAAUUUAAUUCAUCAGUCCUUCUUCUAAGUAAUAGUAAUUACAAGGAUUAAUUGAAAAGGAUUUUACGGAUUUAUAAAACCAACUUGAAUAUGGAAAUGGAGAUAUCAUAAAUGAUAUUGAUGUACCAGAAUCAUCAUAAGUUAAAGGAAUAAGUAGUAAUAAUAAGAAGGAGAAUAGUCAUAAUCUUUUAUAAUAAUUAUAAGAAAAUCAAUUAUAAUAAAAGAAGAAUGAUUUUGAAGUGAGUGCAAAGAAAUCAAGAUCAAGUAAUACUUCUGGUACAUCUGGAAUAUCUGCAAUACAAGUUAUAAAGAAAUUUCAAUCAAAGAGGGAUUUAACUUAAAGUUUAUAAGCAUUAUUAGCAAUUAAUAUUUUGAUAGUAUUGAUAAUUGCUAUAUAUAUAAUUAUUCAUCUAACAAAUGUUAGUGCAUACCAUGAUGAAUUAUUAUAGACUCUUAUUAAUAUUCAAGCACCUUUAUUAUUUAAUAGAUAUUUCUUUAAGACUUUUUGUUAUAUAUGGAGUCUAGUGUUCAAUUCAUUAAGUAUUAUAGACAGCAGUGAUUAUAUAAUUACUUAAACUUUAUAAGAGAUUGAAGUACUUGCAGACACAAUGCUUGGCAGUUUAAGAAAUAUGUAUGAUACAUUUAUUGGAAUUGAGUUUUAGGGAAUGUUAAGUAAAAUUAAUUUAGAUUUUUUAUAUUAAGAAAAUGAAGAAGUAACUUAUACAUAUUUUAUAAAUUUUAUAUCAAAUAUUGCUGAUUUAUUGUUUUAGGCAUAAUAUCAUACUGUUUAGAAUUUAGAUGAAUUGAUUGAUUAAAACUAUCUAGAUAAUCUAUUGACAUUAAGAUACAAUUUAAAGAAUGUUAAUUAUAUGAAUGUUGAAUUAUUGGAUUCAUUAAAUAUAUUAUUCUUUGAUUUGUAAUAAUCAAAAUUAACAGAAUUCUAAUUAUAAAUAAGCAUAGAAAUAAUAAUAUUAUGUUUAAUUAUGUUUGGUUAAAUUUAUUAUUGGAAUCAACUGGAAAAAUAUUGUCAAACAAUAAUUCUUUUAGCUGGAAGGUUGUAGGAGAAUUAAGCUUAAGAGUAAAUUAUUAGAUUUUCUUAUGUAAAUGAAACUUUAUCAACAUUUUUAGGAAAGUAAAGUUGGAAAUAAUAAAAUUAUUAUAAGUUAUUAUAUUCAUCAUUAAAUUAAUUAGGUUUAGAAUCUGUUUAUACUUAAUCUAGAAUAUUGAAGGAUUAUCAAUUAUAAUUGAUUAAUAAAAAUCCUUAGAGGUCAGAUGUAAAUAAUGAAGAAGGAUAGAAAAAAAUUAGAAAGAAUUAGAAUGUUGUAUUAAAUUCAAGGAUUGCUAAUUCUGGAAUAUCUAUUAUAAAAGAGGUAUUUAUUAUAACAAUAUCAUUCAUAAUUAUUCUUGGAUUUAUAAUUGGAGGUUAUUUCUUAUAUAAUUCUUAAGCAAGUAAUUUAUAUCCUACUUAAUAAUUGACAUUAAGUUUUAUUAGAUUUACUUCAUAAUAAGACAUCACUAUAAGUUGUGCAUUAGUAAUCAAAUCAUAAUAAGUGUUAUUUUAAAAAUUAAUAGAAGAUAAAUAUUAUACAGAUAUAUAAAUUCAGAAUUUUUAAGGAGCUGGAGAAAUUAUGAAUAUAUUUUUGGAUUAUUAUGAUUCAUAUUUUGAAAAUUUAACAGCUAUCUAUGAAUUCAUUUUAGAAUCAAAUAGAAUAAAUGGAGAUGAUGAAGCUGUUCUAUUUAAUUUGUAUUCUGAAGACUUUUGUUUAUUAUUAGCUGAUCUUAUUCCUUUUUGUGAAGUAGAUGCUAAUUUCAAUUCUAAAUAUGGGUCACCCAAUCCAGAUGAUGAUAAUCGAGAGUUUCUAAGUUCAGGUAUCUAAGGUGUAGUAAGUCGAAUUGAUUCCUUAUUUAAAUAGUAAUUCAUUUAUGAAAUAGAGAACUAAGAUUAUAGAGAUGAGUUAGAUAUAGUCAUAGAAUAAUUAAAUACUAAAGAGUUUAAUAAUGCAAUUUUUUAGCACUUUUUAGAUACAACUGAUGGUACUAAUUUAUUUAUAGAUAACAUUAUGUUAAUAUUAAAGAAUGUGAUGGGGGAGGAUUUAAAUGUAGUUUAUUCAUAUUACUUGGCAGCAGGGAUAUCUUUAGUACUGAUAUAUAUUAUAGUCUUUGGAAUUUGGAUGUACUCCACAAAUUAAAGACUAAUUUUGUUAAGAUUAGUGUUAACUAAUCUACCUAUAGAAACAUUGACAGAACCACACACAUUAACAUUAUUAAAGAAAUUGAAAUGA
Paramecium primaurelia is the source of this 3728-nucleotide messenger RNA. NCBI's taxonomy places the organism in Eukaryota, Ciliophora, Oligohymenophorea, Peniculida, Parameciidae. The record is from the annotation of a GenBank genome assembly.